UCAAGUAAUCAAGUAUAUACUAUAUGUAUGUGCUACUGUUACAUAUAUGGGGGUGGGGCCCCAUGGCUUCGGGGGCCCGGUGCGGCUGCACCUCCCGCCCCACCCCAGGGCCGGCGCUGAAGGAACGCUAAAGAAGCUCAGAGCGUCCUUGAUGAAAUGAAGCCUUAGGGCAUUCCAUUGGGCUUGCCAUUGAUCAAUGAUUUUAUCCAUUGUUGUGCCAUAGAAACCUCAAAGCCAAUCACUCUGCCCUUGUUCCUGAGGCUAUAGAUAUAUUGACAGAGAUGAGGUCCAUCGUGUCACCCCGACUGCUUCUAGCUUUAACAUUUUACUUUCAUGUUUAGGCCUAACAAGAAGAGUGGAAGAAUAUUUGAUGAGACAAGUAAAGACAGGGUGCUCCCUGGAUCGGGUGCUCUAUGGCAGACAGCUUAUAUGUAUUUUCCUCCCAGGCUCCCAGCUCCCCUCAUCCUCUCCUUGAUGGUCUUUAAAUUUGGUGUGAACAUCUCGAUGGCAAGCGUUUCAAAUUCAGUUGCUGUCGGUCUUCCUAGCUAUGGGCUAUAUGCAGGCGCAAAGUUUCUCUCUCAGGGCUAUAGGAACUUCCCGCGCAAAUCCUCUUACAAGUAUCUCAGAAUCCGCGCAGUUCAGGGAAAUGAUGGGCGCCGAAGGCUGGUCGACAUAAUUCGAAUCAUCCCAGAGCUCUCAAGGGACUAUUUUAGAAGCCGGUCAAGAAGAGCUCUUUUUGGUGGCAUCGCGCUGUUGGGUGGCUUUUAUGUUGCACAGACAAUCUCUCUCUCUUUCGGUGCAUUGGGUGUGAAUGAUGUUAUAGCGGCAGUUGUUUGUGUCCUGCUGGCUGAGUAUGUGACAAAGUUCUAUUACAGCAGGCCUAAAGUUACCUUCCCUAUUGCACUCCUCAACAAUUUCAAGAUGGGUUUCACAUAUGGCCUAUUUAUUGAUGCCUUCAAACUUGCUAGCUGAGCUGCAGCGUGUCCUGCUUGGCUGCUUCUCCGUACACUCUUGGUCACGGCAAACAUGACUUGUAUAUGGUACAUUCACUCUUUUAUGUGAAGAUUGAACGCAAUUGUGUUUAUAGUAUUGGGAUUGCUGUAAUAGAGGAUAUAUAACAUAACGUGAUUUUUAACGGUGCUUGAGAAGAAUCGGGUUCCGGACCUACAUGUUUGUUUUGGGUUCCGGUCUACAUGUCUAGUGAGACAACCGUAGGGUUCUGGAGCCACAAUUUUUGGUUCCGGGUUAUAAGAUUAUUGAUUCCGGUCCACCA
Molecule: messenger RNA, 1273 nt
Organism: Panicum virgatum (switchgrass)
Lineage: Eukaryota; Viridiplantae; Streptophyta; Magnoliopsida; Poales; Poaceae
Product: ycf20-like protein
Exons: 3
Coding region: 334-972 (212 amino acids)
Source: RefSeq, a predicted model, not a curated record